Messenger RNA from Apus apus (common swift), 15882 nucleotides. It is a transcript of the gene N4BP2, whose product is annotated as NEDD4 binding protein 2. The transcript is spliced from 19 exons. NCBI's taxonomy places the organism in Eukaryota, Metazoa, Chordata, Aves, Apodiformes, Apodidae. The record is from RefSeq and is a predicted model, not a curated record. Gene Ontology annotation, molecular function: ubiquitin binding. The coding region runs from base 5896 to 11295 and encodes 1799 amino acids.
CACCGGCUGCGGGAGGAAGGGUCAGGGCUGGCAAGUCGGUGGGAACGCUUGACCCUUCCUCCCGAGCAAGCCGUGUGGAAUGCCCACGGGCUCUGAAAGCACUUCCCAAAGAAUAGAGCUCGCCAAGAUAAGUCCACCCCACGCAAAACGGAAUCAAAAGGUUUUUCGUAAUUUAAGAACACAUGAGAGCGCCUGAUGUGUUUAUCGUAUGGUUAUUUGUGUCCUUCGUAGUAUUUCCACGUGCCUUGGCCGCGGUCUGCAGCUCUGCUGAUCGAGUGCCGUAAGGUCACUGGGGCUUCAGAGGAGCCUGACUUCUAAGGAGAGAAAAAAGACCCCGUAUUUACUGUUACUUCUCUUUAGCUCUUGUUCUAAAUGGCUAAGAACAGCUUGACUCUUAUGAGGCACUUAACAUGCAUACCGAACUUCAUCAAGAUACUAUAAAAGUAUUACAAGUUUUUCAUUAGGACCUUGCAUUAGAACAAUUUAAUAUAGAACUUUAGCUAAAACCUCCAAAAAUAUUUUUGAUAUUUCAGGUAAAGCAAAAAGAACAGAGAAGAUAAACUGGUUGCUCUUAAUCAUUUCACCUUAGCUGGAAUAAAAGCUUUAGAUAAUACGUGUUGGGAUGUGACUGAACACCUGAAGAUUGAGAUAUAAACCUGAACCACAUUACAGAAGGGCAGAAAAAUUUUAAUUAUGGUAUACAUUUGUAAGUAUGAGAAUUUUAGCCCUGUUUCAUCUGGAUACAGUCACCAUGACUAGGGCAGGGCUUUCUUGCAUCACACAUUUGUGGCACUUUCAGGUUGUGAUGGUUUGUGUUCCUAUGAAGAACGCAAAGAGCUUGUGAAGGAAAUUUAACUGCAUCGAAGGACAUCUUAAAAAUCCUUUCAUUUUUUCUUUAUAGGCUUUCUCCAGUUGUCUUUUGAUUUUGUUUUCUUUUUAACUGGAUUUGCUCUGUGGUAUUCUGUGGUCUUGUUGACUUUUUUUUGAAGAACUCUUCCUCUGUUGUGUUAACAGCAAUGCAUUUCAGCUGGGGAAGGCACUGAUGUAGAGGGAAGCGAGGUUCUUGGUGUUACCAGUGUGAAACCACAAUAGUACCUGACAAAAGUGUUAGCCUAGGCGUGGCAUUGGGAAACAUCCAUGGUAUACUUAGAGCUGUUUCACUUUAUGGUGUAGGUGGAUUCUUACCUUGUCUGUUUUACAAAAGAUAAUUAUGUUGUUUUGAAUUAGUGUCUAAAUAUGAUGUAGUAAUAAUUUUGGGGGGUUGUAGUUCUGAGGUGUUGCAUGGACUCAUCUUUCACUCCAACCUGUGUACUGAUCUGUAGUCUAUGCUAAAUGGCUGGCAUAAUAUAGUUCUUCUGCAUGUGAAUUUAGCUCUGGUAAAAGUUGCUGAAUUAUUAAUCCUUGAGUUUUAGGUUUUGAGGUUGCUGCCUUUGUUUUUCCUUUGGAGGCUCUGCUACUAUAAAAAUUUCAGCAGGACAUUAGUUAGAUGUCAGUUACACUGCCUCUCAGAAUUAAGUAAGGCUAUACAUUUAUAUUUUCUCAUGAAUCCAGCUGUGGUUAAGGAAGAGGUUAAAUUUUCCAGCUGUUUCUUUUCACUACUCCAUUGAGGAUUUUUUACCUCAUCAUUGGUUGGUUUAUGUAACUGAUGUGCCGUCCAUCUAAAACAUUGCCUGUGUUAGCUCAGACCACCAUUUAAAACCAUUUCAGUUGACCUGGCUGACAUUUUUUACAGUUAUGUAAGGUGAACUCAUGAGACCUACUUUCUGAAAGUAAAUGACAGGUUUAAGUUGUGGUGGUGCAAACCCUCCCCCUCUUGGGCCACUUGCUGCAAUUCCCCCUUCCUGGGCCACACAGAGAUGGAGUGGAAGUAGGAUGAGUAAGGUAUGACUUUUGAAAGGCAGUGUACUACAGCGUUAAGGCACCCUCAUCACAUACCUGGCUUCUGCUUCCCCUAUUCUUCUGGGGACAAUAAUGACAAUCUAUUACCUCCUGACAACCUAGCACAUCUAUAUCUAGAUCCUAAGCAGAGGAAUGGAGUGUUUAAGGCACUCCCUCAACAGACCUGUCUCCUGCUCUUAUCUCAUGGGAAGAGUAAUGACAGUCAGUUACCACCUGACAACCUGGUACAUCUGUACUUGGGUCAUGACUCAAAGGGGGAUGAUACCAGAGCUCCAGACUCUAGCUAAAGUCCUAGGCCUGUGCAACUGGCAGAAAGUACUAGAAUAUUUAAUUAUCUGAGUUGGGCCAAAAUGCAGAAGUACCCAAUAGAAGUAAAUUAUCUUGGAUUGUAUAAAUUAUUGAUUCUAAGUAAGACCCUUUGAGCUGUCCUGGAUCGCAGUGGGCUGUGACCAGAAUCUCCCUUAAGCUGGGAUGCCUCUCAAGCAUAAACUCCUUGAGGACCAUCUGUUGAGCUGGAUGGAGGCCAAGGCAAGUCAUCCUUCUUGAGGCUCAGUUAUUGACUGUUGAGGAAUGCUGAUGCAUUUUAUUUACUCUGAACUCCAGAACAGGGACAAUUUUAUCUAGUCUAGCUUCUACCCACCUCUCUACCUAUCUGUGUGUUUGAAUAUACAUAUUUGUGUUCAUGAGUGUGGGCAUCUAUGUAUUUCACUGGAUCAAAAUACUUCUGUCUGCGUGCUUUGUGUUUAACACGUAUAUACAUAUAUAUUGAUUUAGGAUACCUUGUAGUAAGUUAGUGUGGAUCUUGAGAUUUUCUAAUCUGUAAGUCACUGUUUUGAUUAUAAUAUAUUCUACUGAGUCACUUGUUAAUCUUUAAAUUGGUUAAUCAUUAAGUGCUGCUAAAAUCCAACCUUUUGAUCUGCCUCACACCAUUAAUAUACUUUGAAUUGCUGAUAAAUCAUGACCAGGUCAAAACAUUUCAUCUGCUGCGUAAGUCUCUACCAAGUAAGUAAUGACAGUCAUUGAGAGGCUGUAAGCUUUUUGUUGAUGUACCUAGAUCAGGAUGAGGUGAUCUAUCUUGUGAAAUCAAGCUGAAAAUUGUUUUUAUCUUUGUGAUGGUGCUAUGUGUGCUAUAUUGGCCUAAUGGCUUCAGCAAUGGAAGUGCCUUUCACCAUAGGAAGUAAAUACAAUUGCCCUCACAUUGCUAUGUAAUGUAGUUUCCAGCCUAGAGCCUGCUACAUGAUUUUUCUGCCCCUUCCCCCCAAUAUUUAGGAUGUCUACAUGAAUAAGCUAUUCUCAUUCCUGCCUGUCUGGUGUUCUUUAUGUGAUUUGGUUUCUUGCUUUCUUUUUUAAGUUGUAAUUGUAAUGAUGCAGCUUGAAUCAGUGUGGGUUAGCUAAGUGUAUUAUGUGUCACUGUAGUGUUUCUGUUCAGGCAAUUCUGGAGUGGUUCUCAUGUUGCUGUUGCAUAUGGACCACCAGCAAAGUUCACAAAGUACUUUGUCUCCUUCCAACCAGACUUCUCAGCUUCCUCAUGUGGCUGCUCCUGUUCUGAGGUGACCAGUUAAUACAUAACACCUUCGUGAAAACACCUGCCUUAUGUUCCGUUGCACCUUGUGCUCUGAUGCUCCAGCAGUCAUGAUCAUCUCAUCAGUCUAAUGUUCUUACAUGUGCUUUCUGCAAAUCUGAAUGCAUCUUCAUUUUGUUUCUGUAUUUGAGCCCACGCUGAAGUUCAAAAAUUUCUUGUGCUUCAGCUUUGUCCCCGUGUGCAAAACACCUUCAUUUAGAAUCACAGAACUGAAAACUGUAUGAGGCUGUUUGAAGGGAAGAGGCAGCUGAGGAUCACCAGAGUGAAUCAUGGACUUGAAGGUCUUAAGCAGAUUCAGGUAGGAGGAAAUUGCACUGCAGAAAAUGGACAUGACAGCGCUGCCUUUGAGUUGUUUUGUGUAUCAUGCCCAAGGGAAAGGUGUGGUGCUGAGAAGCUCCACGUGGAAGGAUCAGAACCAAGACCUGGUCACAUUGCAGAAGCCCUGUUGUAGCUAUGUAGGUAGUUACAUAAGUCUGAAGAUUUGUGCUUUGGAGCCCGAGUCUUUUGCAGCCACUUCCCUUUGUUCCCAGCUGCUUUAGAGUUGUAGUAUCGUCUAUAAGAAGAAAGUAAACCUGUCUUCAUUUGCAUCAACAGCUACAGCAAGCCCAAGAUUUGGGGAAGUAGCAUUUGCAUUUAUUGCUAGCCCUGACUGCUGCCAGUGCAGAAAACUCUGAAUAAGCAUUCUUAAAAAUUCUGCUUUUCCUUCCUCCAUGAUGUCACCUGCAUGUGUGUGCCCAUAGUAAUAAGCAUCGUCUGUGAUCUUCAGUAAUACUCCUCUUUUACAGUAUCUUCUCAUCUUGGCAGAACCAGUCCUCACUCUUCUGUGUACCCUUUUGCUGGCUUUCCAGGCACUAAAAUAAACAUUCAUCCUUUGGCCAGGUCUCAGUCACAGAAAAAAAACAACAACCCAAACAAACCCAACAAAAAAAAAAUCCUUAAGAAUCAGAAAACAGUAAUAUAGCAUAAUACAGCAGUAUUAAAAUUAACCUUAUUAGGAGCAUCUGGCUCAGCUUUAUAAUUUUAUAUUUUACUUUUUUAUCAACCUCAAAUUUUUUGUGCAUUAGACUAUAUUGUAGCAUCUUAGCUAAGACUGCUAGUGUUUUUUAGAGACGGGACUCAAACAUUUUCCAAAAAGAAAAGCUUCUUGUUGUAUAAAUACAGCUAGAAAGUAAAAUGAUUUGGCCUCAGUUUUAUUUUAUUGGCUGCUUUCUUCUCUUGUGCUUGUAUUUAAAUACAUGUUUUACUGCAUUAAUAAGACUUCAAAUGCAAGUGAACAAACAUAGACAUAACCUUUGUAUUUUAAUGUGUGUUGUUAAAGCCUGGUUCAGAAGGGAGGUACCUGAGUAGUGGAAAUAAUACAGCAUUGCAUUGUUACAAGGUACACAUCAGCCUUUUUGUUCUGUUCUAGGCUGAAUUUAUAUUCAGAGAUGAAGUGUGCUGUAAAGCUUUUCAGUUUUUUCUGGUGUGGUUUUUGUGAAGCCACAUGUUUGAGAAUGGGGUAAAUUGCAUUCUGUACCUGCAACCUGUCGUUUUCUUUGUAGAUCUGCAUCCUCAUCAUAAAAUUCUUGCUCAAGUGUUGUGUAUGUUUUGAUGGCAAUUCUUAAUGCUUUGGAGCAGUGGAAUGAAGUUAAAUGCAAAAUGGGAGACAGGUUUAUCCAUCUCUUUUGGAGAUUUUUAAAGUAAUUGAGCUGUGUUUGGAGAACGACAGAAUAUUUGUUCCAAAUUCUUUAACUGAUUUAGGUGUGUAUUCUCAUAGUUUGGAUGUUUUAUGAGUCUUUUUAAAGUUUUAUUUUAAUUUGAUUGAAAGCACUGGACUGCUGUCAGGAAACUGACUUCUAGGCUAAUAUGUACACUGGAGUUAAGUCAGGCUUUGAGUAGACCUAACGUCUUCAGGGUCUAUACAGUGGUUUAGGAGUUGGCAGCUGCUGUGAUGAACAGAAGUGCAGGUUUUUUGCAUUAGUGGUAUAUCUGUAAAUAACAUAUUCUGAUUUUGAUGUACCAGGUUUCUUUGCCUAAUUCCCCACACGUUGGAGUGAAUCUUUUCUUGACCUGCAUGGAUAUGGAAACCUUUUCAAGAUGGUUAAGAACUGUGUUGAAGAGCCAAGUGGAAUGACAAGAGGGAGCAUCAACUUCUGCUGAUGUCUGAUUUGUAUGUUUGAAAGUAUGGUUUCCUGACAGAAGAGUGCAUUGUAUUUUUUAAAAACAGAUCUUUAUUAAAUGUGCCAUCAGCAGUGGUUUUGGAAAGAUGAGAAGGGAUCCACUGCGGGGCAGCCCUGUGAGGCUGAAAAUGUCUAUUAUUUCUGUUAUGUGUAUUCCAGUUAUGAGAGGGUUUUUUUUGUGAUUUCUGACCUUGGGGCUGCCAGCUUCAUGUGAACAAACUAAAACAAAAAGGAAGCUGAUUUUUAGAACAGAAAAUGCCACGGAGAAGGAAAACUGGUGGGAGUCCUUCUCAGAAGAAUGGCAGUUGUGACAGAACUGCUGUUGCUGUAUCCCAAGGGGACCCAAGCCAGUCAGCAUCACAAACAGUGCAUAGUGUCAAUAAGGAAGAGCUCUUCAACAGCAUGUCAGAGAUGUUUUCUGACCUAGAUCCUAGUGUGAUUUAUGUGGUUCUGUCUGAAUGUGAUUUUAAAGUGGAAAAUGCUAUGGAUUAUCUGCUAGAGCUAUCCACUCACGCCAAAGGAGCACCAUCUUCAAAAACCUUGGGUUUUGAUUCACUAGCAUCAUCACUAGCUCUUGCUAAUCAGGAAAGAUCUGUUGCAAGUGGGAGAAUGGGGGGAAGUGCUGUAGAACAAAGUGAUUCUAAAGAAGAAAAAGUCCUAUCACCUGAUGUGCAGCUGACUGAAGAACUGGAUUCAUUAUUAGAAAAUGCCUUUCAGAGAAACAGCUUAAGUGAUGAAUUGCCUAAUUCUGAAAAUGACCAAGUAGUGCAUAAGCACUCUGUGGAACAUGAUGGCUUUAAUGAAUUUCCUGAAUGGGAAGAAUCUGGUGCAGGUUGCAAUUACCUACUUUUUCCACAGCAAACAGGGACAAAUAAUGAGUUUUUAGAAAACUUUGGCUGUUCUCAGCCACCAGUGAGUCAGCUGAGUGCCCAGACAAGCUCACCAGCUGCAUCAGAUGCUUUUGCAGAGGUAUUGGAAGAUUCUGGCUUGUCAGAAAUAUGUGUUCAACAUGAUGUACCUUCGAAAGUCUAUAAAUUAUCAAAUGGAGAAAUAUCAUGUGGAAAUUCUGAACAAAAACAAGAUACUGCUUUGGAACAAAAAAGUGUGCCUGGUGCUUCUGGUGAGUCCUCCCAAAGACCUGUGGAGCUUGGAGUAGUUGUCACUGCAAAUCCUAAUUCGGGGUGCCUGGAACAGCACGAGGAGGUAGUGACUACCUUUGACAGCCACCAGAGCACUUCAUUUUCACAGGCAUAUGUCUCUCUUGAAACAUCCAGUUUCAAAACACCAAAACCUGCAGAUUUUCAGCAAACUCAGCAAGGUUGUAUCUUAAAUUUUUCUACGCUAUCAUGUCAGCCUCAGCAACACUGGAAUCUCAUGGCUCCUGUGUUUUACCCAUCUGGUGGAAGUCACAGCUUUGUAACUCCUGUGGCUCUCAGUCCAGAGCAGUGGAGACCUGUUUCAAACACUAGGCCUUUGGAAAAAGGACCUUUUUUUUCCUCUCCAGUGGUUUCAAAUGCCUGGGAUAGCAACUCUUCUCUGAAGGUAUGGGGAAGUCAAGAUAGAAACUCAAAAUUCAACCUCUCGCAAGCACAGCAGCCACCUGUUUGUCCCAUGAUGAGAAAAAAGAUGCACCUUAUAGGUCAAGUACUUGUUCUUCUCAGAGGUGUUCCAGGAUCAGGAAAAUCAUAUUUGGCAAGGACUUUGCUUGAGGAUAAUCCAGGUGGAAUAAUUCUUAGUACUGAUGAUUACUUUUAUAAACAUGGACAAUACCAUUACAAUCCUGAUUGCUUAGGGGAAGCGCAUGAGUGGAACAGGAAACGAGCUAAAGAAGCAUUUGAAAAGAGAAUCUCUCCAAUAAUAAUAGAUAACACAAACAUACAAGCAUGGGAGAUGAAGCCCUAUGUUACUUUGGCUCAGCAGUUUAAAUACAAAGUCAUGUUCCGAGAACCAGACACUUGGUGGAAAUUUAAGCCAAAAGAACUUGAAAGGCGAAACAUUCAUGGUGUAUCUAAAGAAAAGAUCAGAAGAAUGUUGGAACGGUAUGAGUUCUGCCUUACUGUUAGUUCAAUAUUGGAUUCUUCAGUCCCAGGAAAAUCGGAAGCUGCUGGCUGGAGUGAAGAUCCUUAUCAGGAGGAAAGCCAUAGAAAGAGAAAGCUGUGUUCUGAUGCGAAGGAAGAAAAACCUUUUUCUUCUGAUGUGGAGCCUCUUGAAUUAGCUGAAGAUGAUAAAACUUCUCCCAGUACUUCUCUAACGUUAGAAAGUAACUGUGAUUCUGAACAUCUUCAGAAAGAGGAAAAAGAAAUUGAAAAUAACUCAGUGGAACACAAUUCUGAGAACAGCACUGUCCAAGAUGACUGGGAUGUUUCUGUAACAGAUUCUGUAGAAAAAGAACUGCCCUUGGAGAAGAAAGAAGAAAAAGGAGAAAACACAGAAAAAAACACUGAAACAGAAAUGGAUAAGGCUGAUGUGACCAUGACUGAUGAGACUGUGUGCUUGCAUGCAGGAGGAGUUGAGGAACACAGUGAUAAUAACUUUCUCAAAGUUCAAACUGAAGUUGAACAGUUGGAUGAUACAUGUAUGGAACCAACAUCAACACAAAGUAGUAGUACACUGGAACCAAGCAGUUCAGCUUUUGACAUGUCACGCAAACCAGAACUGCUAAACUUCCUGGGUGACUGGCCUGUAGAACAAACAAUGGGACAGAGAAUCAAAAGAGCUAGAAGACUAGAAAAAGCUUCUUUGAAGAGUGAUAAGGAAAGUAAAACUCCCAGUCAGCAGCAUCCUGUGUUAGGUAAAGAGCAAGUGGGCCUGCAUGAGACCUGUACUAUUGAAAAAGGACAUGAGGAAGAAAGUCUAGCCUCUAGCUGUUCCUCAGUUAGUUCAGAUAAAGUUACACCAGAAUUGCAAAUAAUAGGACAUUGGCCUGUCUCAGGCUCAUUAGAACAGAGACAACAACGGUCACGGAGAAUGAGAAAGACGAGUCUAAAUCAGUCUGAUGAAGGUAGAAAUACUGAAGGUGACAUUAAUAGAAAAGCUCUAGAGACUGUAGAUGGGCUUUGUGGGACACAAGUGAACGUUGCAGAGAAACUGGAUACAAAGAGUUUGCAUAUGCACCAACCUGAAAUAGUAGCUAGUGAAACAGUAGGUGAGAAAAAAACCCAGCAGAAUAAGAGAAUGAGGAAACAUCACAAAUUAGCCCUUACUUUUAUGAACAACCAUUUGCCACAUCCUAAGGAAGAGGAACACUUGUCAGUGCUUAAUGCAGCAGAAGAGAAACAUGACACAUGCUCAUAUAGACAAAAAAGUAGCCAUUCGCAGACUGAGUCACAGGACUUUGCACUUCUAUGGAGAUUAGAAAAGAAAAUGCUUUUUCCUGAGACUACCAAAGUAUUACAUGGCAGACUCGAUGGCUUCAAACCCAAAGACUUAGAUAGUGCCUCAGAUUCUCAGGAAAAAAUACCCUAUCGAGUUAUGUAUGAUAAAAGUACAUUUGUGGAAGAAAGUGAACUUAUUAAUAUUGACGAGUCUGAAAAGCUAAAUAUGCUGUGUAAGCUCUUUGAGUCUGUUUCGUUUGAAGCUCUGAAAGAUCUGUAUGAAAGAUGUAACAAAGACAUAGACUGGGCCACAGGUCUGCUGUUAGACUGCAAUGAGAAGUUAUGCAAAGAUGUUGAUACUGAAUGUUUUCAAGUAAGAGAGGCUGAGCCAGUUGUCACAGGCCUUGAUUUCAAGGCAAAUACAAACUACGGUGAGAAACUCAAAGACUGUGAACAAGCGGCACAAAUAAUUGGGGCUGGUGAUAUCUCUGAGCGUUCAGAAGACAAGAAUUCAUCACUCAACACUGCAGAAAGCAGGGCUACCAAGGCAACUGUGACAGAUGUUGAUGUAUCUGGCUCAUUGACUGCUACCUCAUUGAGUGAUUCAGUGGAACUGAAAAAUUCUGAAGAUGCAGCCCCUAGAACUGAGGCAGGCAGCUCAGCUGCAGCUAUCAGUGAGACAUCCGUUUCCGGAAAGCAGAAGAUAGAGAAUGAGAGUCCUAUUGAAGAAAAUAUAAAUAAGCCAUCAGUCUCAAAAUUUAAUGCAGGUUCAUGUAUACCUGUGACUUUGUCUCAUGGUCCUAACACAACUUCUACCAAUUUGAAAUUUGAAUUAAAUAAUGAAAGUGUCAGUAACGCUUCAGAAGGCGAUGCUGAGAAUUCCAAAGUGACUGCUUUGUCACUGGAAAUGGAUCAUGCACCUCUGGUGGGUCCUAGAAAUGAUAAAGAACUGCAGACUGAUGAAGUAACCCAGAAGAGUUCCAGAGACAUACGUGGUAAAGAAGCUGAAACUCCAAGCUGGGAUGAAAGUAAAGUCCAGAUGCAAAGACCUGUACCAGCAUCACAUCCAGCCUUCAAUAUAGAUUGCCUAGAACUAACAUUACCUCCUGAACUGGCACUCCAACUGAAAGAAAUAUUUGGGCCUGUUGGCAUUGAUGCAGGAUCACUAACUGUUGAGGAUUGCGUGGUUCAUAUUGAUCUGAAUUUGGCAAGACUGAUUCAUGAAAAAUGGAAAGAAUCUAUUCUGAAGCGUCAGAGGAGAGAUGAAUCGUGUAAAUUGUCUGCAGAAGGUCCUACUGUGAUUCAGCAGAUAGAUACUGAUGACUCAGAAAUGCUGUUAUCUCAGAAUGCAGACAGUAAAAUACAGAAGAAAAAAAUGAGCUGGGUUUCAGGUUCAUCUAAUGACAUACAGGCAAAAAGAACAGCAUCGUCAGACAUUUUUCCUUUUAUGGAUCACUGGAAUGCUCAGAUUCAGAAGGUUUCUCUAAGACAAAUAAUUUCCGAAGAAAUAGCUAUGCAGGAGAAACAGGACCUGAUCACGGUGCAUUUCACUAUACAGAAUCGUGUUCCUUCUGUGGCUAGAAAAGACUGUGCUGCUAAACUAAAGGAGAAGCAACUUUUUGAGAUGUUUCCAACUAUUAAUCAAAAUUUCUUAAUGGACAUCUUCAAGGACAACAACUAUUCUUUAGAACAAACGGAACAAUUUCUGAACUGUGUUCUGGAGGGAGAUCCUGUAAAAACAGUUGUAGCUCAAGGAGUUGUUCUGCAAACUGAAAUUGUUUCUUCCUACAGUGCUGCAAAGAACUGGGAGAAGAAGGCAAAAAAAAGUAAGGAAGAGGAUGAUCCUUUGAGUGAAGUAUUUCAAGAUUUUGAGUAUCCACAAUAUGAAGAUUUAAGAGCAGAAGCUUUUUGUCACCAGCAAAAGAGAAAGGAAUGUUUGCAAAAAGCUGGGGAGGCCUAUCGCAUGGGUAUGAGGCCUGUGGCAGCAUUCUAUGCACAUCAGGGUCGUCUUCAUGAGCAGAAGAUGAAAGAGGCCAACCAUGCUGCUGCACUGCAAAUCUUUGAGAAAGUAAAUGCUUCCUUGCUGCCUGUGAAUGUGUUGGAUCUGCAUGGUCUCCAUGUGGAUGAAGCUGUGAAUCACUUGUCCAGAGUGCUGCAGGAAAAAAGUGAAGAGUACCAGCAGACUGGUGGUAAACCAUAUCUCUGUGUCAUCACGGGAAGAGGAAGCCAUAGUCAGGGAGGAGUUGCUCGCAUCAGACCAGCAGCUAUCAGAUACCUCACAAGCCACAACUUCAGGUUCACAGAAGUAAAACCAGGCUGCCUGAAAGUCAUGUUGAAUUGAAGGGCUGACAAGAAGAGGAAUAUAGAAACUGAGGUUUCGGAUCACAGCUAAAACUUUUCAAACAACUGCAUUAGUAUUUUGUAAUAUGUUUUAAAGGACAAUAUUUUAUUAGAAAUAGUCUCAUUUUACAGCAAGUUAUUUUGACAGUAUGUUUCCAAGGAAAUUUUUGUGUAAAAUGGAUCUUUUUUUGAACCUGAAAAAAGAAGACACUUGGAGGAUCUGAAGUCUCAGAAAUGCAGAUUAAGAAUUCUGCUGAGCAGUAUACGAUGUUUUAAAGGAAAGUUAAGGUACAAUUUUUUAACAUAACUGUCUUCUCAGCGUACCCAGUCUAUAUCUUUUGUCUCUCACACAUUUUAAUUGCUGUGGAUUCUGUGCUUUUAAAACAUGAUACCUUGUACAGUGAUAUUUUGUGAUUCAGAACUUCAUGCUGAAUCCUUCGGAAGAGCACAGGGGAGGUGAGAAUUCAGCAACUACUGAUCUAUAAAAUCCAAUUAUAGCUGAAUGCUAAAUAUUUCCAGGAUUCUUUAGAAAUCAGAUGUAGUCUUUUUUCGUAGUUGUUUUGUGAUGGAUCUGACCAGUUCACUUGUCCUUACUCCAUUCUAAACUUCUGAUACUGAUGGAAGUUGCAUAGAGAGGACUGCAUUAAGACCAGCUGUGUGUUCAGUAAUUUUGCAGACUUACUGUGAUCUGUUAAAGGGAAUAUAUGACACUGUAGUUCAACCUCUACUUACACAUAGCUAAUACUGUGAUUUUGCAGAAAUGCCCCUUUUUCAACACAUACUGGAUUAAAAGUGUUUCUCCUUUUAUGGCUUUUCAAAUGGAGCAAACUGAGUACUGUUUCACUUCACAGGUGUCUGAUAGUGAUGUGUCUUCAUUCUGUGUAUAUUAAAUUUGGUUAUUUCCUUGUAGAAAUUAUGAUUGUGAGACAUGUUAAAUUUAUUUUUAAUAUCAAAGUGAAUGCUAAUACUACAGUAGUAAUUGCCUAACUGGAAGGUCUGUGAGUACAAAAGUUGUUGUGUUGGUGUUGCAUCAGCAUCUAGAAAUACCUGUGUAAAAAAACCCCAAAACAACAACCCUCUCCCAGACAAACACCACCACCCCCUUCCCAAUUAAAUAUAAACAUCUGUACUUUGGCAAAUGUUUUCAGUAAGCAAUCAGAACAUUUUUAAAAUAGAAAUACAUUCUAGAAUACAUUACUUUUAUUGACAUCUUUGUCUCUUGAAAGGCAUAUGAAUUUUUAUUGUAAGGCUUUUUCAGAACAGGUAUGAAUGGUGUGUUAGGAAUAAUAUUAACAGGUUAAGGAUUAAUGAAAAUGUUGUUGUUUUUUUAAAUUUUAUUUUAUUUUAAACCACUUUUGCAGUAUUUUUUUUCCAGGAACGACAUGCACAAAGAAUUUGUGUAAGAAUCCAUGUGUGUGUGCAAAUUUUGCCAUUUGUGUGCAUGGGUAGUAGUAAGCAAGGAACUUGUGUGGGAAGAGCUGUGCACAGAAAGGGGUUUCACUUGAAAAUGUGUCCAUAUAAGUUGCUGACAAACUGAAAGACACAAUGUUUCCUGAAUAUCUGUAUUUACUGUAAUAUAUACACAGUGAAUGCAAUGGUACAGUAGACUAAAAAAUUAAUUUGUCAUGCUUCAACAGAUACAAUAAUAUUUUCAUGGCGAUUUCAAGUGGAAGAGCAGCUUGAAUAUUAUUUAAUCGAAGUGUCUCUUACUGGAAUUAUAGUGUCAUAAUAAGUUUUAUAAUUUUUGUGGGUACUUAUUUCAUCUGAAUUGUGUCCCUUUUUCCCUGGGCCUCUCUGGUAACCAGAGAGUGAAAUACAAAAGGUCUGUCAUUUACGCACUUGGACUCAAAACAGCAGUUCAGACUAUCAGCUCUCCAGGGUUGUAGAUGCUGGAAUUGCCUUAGUGGAGCUAGGAUCUUUCUCUUGGACCAAGGAACUUCCUUCUCCUCCUAAAUAGGUUUUCCUUAGUGCUACUGUUUAGAACAAAUGGAAGUGCAGCUGUCUGGGGCAGCUUUUUAAAGCCUAGUCCCUGUUGGUUGUCCUGGAUAGCUGAGUUGCCCAGCAAAGGUCCCAGUGUAUGCUCAGAAGUGUGGUGUGUUGAGCUACUGGGUGCCCAAACCCUACAGUGAUGUGCUUGUAAACAGGCAAAGUGAUGGCACUUAGAGUUGUUGUGGGAGGGGGCCUGAUUCACUCAGCAUGUUCACACCAUUCCCAACAUGGACAAAGACAGCUUAGAUUUCAGUUCAAAAGCUGAGCAGAAAAAGUUGUUGUCUUGCUCGUCUGUUCAUCGUAAUCUAGUUGUUGACAGGUUUACCCUGGAGAUAAGAAACAUAGCUUUUUACCUUUCUUCUAGCUUAGCAAGGGGCAGUGAUUGCACUUGACUUUCACUUCCCCAAAAAAUGCUCUAACCACUGUGCUCAGGGGUGUUCUUGAAGUUGCCACAAGCUAAAAAUGCAAGAACAAGCAGACAAAUGAGAUUGAAGAGUAAGAAAUGCAUAAACAGUCUCCAGAACAGGGCUAGGACUCCAGAAAAGAAGCUGUUCCCACUGAACUUAAGUGUUCCUCCAUACUAUUUCUUCAUCUCUUAGUCCUGUUUCGAUAAAUGCAUUAAAAAUGUUAAGAGCAAAACCUCAGCUCCACCUCUUACUAAGAGAGUGUUUUCUCGAGUCUAAGUCAGCAGAGGGAGUACCUCCCCUAAGAGGAAUUUGGAGUACUUCCUAGGUUGAGGUUCAUUAAGGUACUCUGAAUACCUUGUCUGCUUAUGGGUUGAUCAUUCACCUAGUAUAAGUUGUUUGAUUACAGGCUGAACUUUGAUAGAAAAUGAUGGUUUAAAAUUGUAACGUGGGCAGAACUGAUCUUGCCUUUAUUGAAGUUAGUGACAGCCUCUGACAGCUUCAGCAGCUCGAGGUGAGGCAUUGCAGUUCCAGCCUGGAGAAAAUAUUAUGAGCUCAGCCUUUUUCUUCUGCAGGAUCUUAAACAUGUGCUUAGAAGCUGUGUAGAGCUGGAUAUAGCAUGGAAGAGAAGAUCAAAGCACAGAGAGAAAGGAUGUAGACUUAUCUCCAUGUCUUGAGCUGCUUGCCAAAUUGUCCAGAAAAAAACCCACCAGACUUCUUGUAUUUCUUUGACUGUUUUUAUAAUGUAUAAUGGGAUGAAUUACAUCAAAUAUAAUUGUUUCAAAAUGGUAUUCCAAAGCAGGUUUCAUUUUAGAACUUCCAGCCUUUCUGAUGUCUUUGGCAGUUACAUCAGUGAGAAUCCUGAGGUAUUGUGUACAUUCUGUAUAAUUUUUAAAUUUUAAUUAAAAUUACUCUCAGCAGUAAUGCCACCAGCACUCUUGAGAUAAUGUGCAGCUGUUAAAAUACCUAUUUUGUGUACCACUUUUUAUUCUAAUCUUCAGCAGCAUGUGGUUGUGAUGACUGGUAGCCUCUAAUAUAUAACUUUUGGUUUAUUUUCUACAAAACAUUUAUCCAAAAUUUUAACUUAGGAAAAUGGUAUUUUUUAUACCAAAUUUAAUGCUUGUACUAGCAUUGAAGAGUAACCUUACAGUAAAGAAAAAAAAAAGGCCCAGAGGAGGAAUGAAGAAAGUUGUUCUGCUAAGUAAUGUGUUUAAAAAUAUAUUUUAGUUGAUUGUGAAAGGGCAAAAGUUAUUUUUAACAAAAUAUUUCAAGAUAAUUUCAUAAUACUUCAAUGCCUUUGGCUUUUGCUUUUAACAGUAUGUGGUAGAACAUUAUUUAAACUUUUAAUGUCUGUGUAAGUCUGUUGAAGGACACUUCAGGCAAAGUUUAACUGGCAUUUUUUGUGCCUAUUAGAAACCAUUGUGACUUGGGAACCUCCAUUUAAACAAUGUCCAGAUGCUCUAGUAAUAACCUAGAACAUCACUAGAACAUCUGGAAACUCACUGUUGGGAAUACAUAGGAUGUCAGGGAAGAUCUUUACAUAGCAAAACAUGUAUUGUAGAAGGCUUUACUUGAGGAGGUGAAAUGUAACCAAAUUGUUAUUUGAUCUUGCCACAAAAUAUGGUGGGCAGACAAGUGAAUAAUUGUAUUGCUUAUAAUGGUAAAGUAGGAUCAUGAUAAAUGUAAUACGAGAAAUUAUACAUAGACUUCACGUUGCUGCUACUGCUGCUUAUGUCUUCAAAUGCAAUUCAUAUUUCCAGAAUAAUAUUGCCCUCUUUGCAGAGCUGAGGAAAGGAUAAUGAACACUAUAACAAAGAAGAAUUAAUUGACUUACCACAAUUCCCAAGUAUCACCUUGUCUUAAAAAACUCACAAAACCCAACCAAAGCCCAACUCUUAAUGCUGUUUCAGCUGAAUAAACUGUAUAGGUUAUUAAAUGACUAUAUGUGAAUAUGCAUGUGAAAAGAUCUAGUAUUACAGCUACCAGUUGUAAAAGCUUUUAGGACCAGUACAUCGGAAGAUAUAAAUGUCUAUUUUUAAAUUAAAAUUUUAAAAGGUUUUUUUAUUUGUAUAAAGUUGUAAUUUUGCUGUUAACUUUCAUUUUUUACUGAAAUACAGUUUUGUAAUUUGCAUUGAAAAUUUCUAAUGUGAAAAGGAAUUUACAAAAUCUAGUUUAAUAAAGGAUUUUUGCCACAA